ACACGCAGCUGAUUCUAAGUCCGGGUAAGUGGUAAACCUACCUACCUGAAGUUUUAAACUUUAAGGUAGUGUUUGGUAUGAGGUAAUGGACGAUGGAAUGGAAUAAUCCAUUCAAGGGUAAUGAAAAAAGAAGUGUUUGGUUGACCAUGUGAAUGGAAUAAAGCAUUACAUACCCCAUUCCAUUCCUUCUAAAAUUGUUGAAAUCUAUUCCUCGCCUACCCCCAGUUUUUUUUUCAUUCCGUUCAAUAAGAAAAGGUUGUUUCUCUAUUUUGCCCCCAUCUUCACCGAUUAUCCCUCCCUUUCCAUCGUUAUCUGAUCUGCACAUCCUCUAAACAAGGAAUGGAUUAUGAUUUUGGUUAUAUAUAUCGCCAUCUUCAUAGAGCGUCACUCCUCUAGAACCCUAAUUUGCCCAGUUCAUUGUUAUUUUCGUCAUCAGACACACGAAAUCAGAUAACAGUUGUGUUAUCACUUGUGCUUGCUGGUGUGGACCUUUACCAUAAAAGCAGCAUCAACUACUACGAUUAUGUCUAGACUUAAAUUGAACAGCCAGAAAAAACAAAAGAAAUUAGCCGCAUUUUGUGCGUUGUGGCUUCAUAUAGUAAAUAUGGUUACUUGGUAUAUACGAGCAGUUCAAACAGUUAUAAGUAUACGUUUAGAUAUGUGUCCAACUAGACCUCGCUUCAAGAUGUUCAACCCCGAGAGAAAAGAAUAUAUGCAUAGAUUAGUGUACGAGAGUGACGACACUUGUCUUCAUCAACUACGAAUGUUUAGGGCAACAUUCGUGACACUUUGUAGUAUGUUGGAGGGGGGUGGAAAGUUGAAGGCGACUAAGUAUCUCCAAGUAGAUGAACAGGUUGCAAUUUUCCUGUACGUUUUGGCACACCAUGUGAAGAAUCGAGUAGCGAAGUUUCAAUUUCGCAGAUCAGGAGAGACUAUUAGUAAACAUUUCAACAAUGUGUUAAAUGCUGUUAUACGGUUGGAAAAUGAACUUUUUAAAAAGCCAGAGCCAAUGUUAGAUGGACAUAAACCGGAAACGCCCGAAGAGUAUUUCAACGGAGAGGGAUUCCUUGCACCAUUCCGAGGUCAACGAUAUCAUUUGAAUACUUGGUUAAAUGGACAUAAACCGGAAACGCCCGAAGAGUAUUUCAACAUGAAGCACUCUUCAGCAAGGAAUGUCAUCGAACGAUGUUUUGGCGUUUUGAAGAAAAGAUGGGCAAUACUUAGAAGCCCAUCUUUCUAUCCUAUCAGAACACAAAAUAAAAUUAUACUUGCAUGUUGUCUUAUGCAUAACUUUAUUCGAAGAGAAAUGGCAUAUGAUCCUUUUGAUGAUGAUGAGUUCAUUGACACAAAUAAUGAUGCGGAUGACGAAGAUCUUGGCUCAAAUGUGGAACAUAUUACAACAGUUGGGACCUCGAAUGAAUGGACAAACUUCAGACAAAAUUUAGCAACAUCUAUGUUUGAUGCAUGGACAUCUAGACAUCAUUGAUUUAUUAGACCAUUACUUUUUAGUUAUGUUAUUUCGGUCAUGUUUAUUAAAUGUUUUUUGUUAGAAUAAAUCUGAAUGUUUUUGUGUG
Helianthus annuus (common sunflower) is the source of this 1574-nucleotide messenger RNA. RefSeq lists its product as uncharacterized. The coding region runs from base 524 to 1486 and encodes 320 amino acids. The record is from RefSeq and is a predicted model, not a curated record. NCBI's taxonomy places the organism in Eukaryota, Viridiplantae, Streptophyta, Magnoliopsida, Asterales, Asteraceae. The transcript is spliced from 3 exons.